AUGGUUUCAGCGAGCCAUGGCAGCCCAGGCAUGGUGCAGUGCAGCGUCUAUGGCUUCUACCCCAGACAGAUAAGGGUGUCAUGGAGGAAGAACGGCCAGGAGGUGACCACUGACGUGACGUCUACCCAGGUGCACUCGAAUGGAAACUGGAGCUACCAGGCCCACUCCAAGCUGGUGCUGCCUCCUGACUUCAUGGAUACAGUCUCUUGUGUGGUGGAACAUGCCAGUUUCCCUGAGCCUGUAGAACAUGGAUGGGUUCCCUCCAUGUCAAGCUCACACAAAUGCCAGAUUAUCAUUGGGGUCACUUUCCUGGGGUUUGGAGCCCUUUUGUUCAGUGGCAGUUUGUUAUUCUACCUUCUGAGAACCGUAGGGUAAGUGACGUAUGAUA
Messenger RNA from Engraulis encrasicolus (European anchovy), 388 nucleotides. RefSeq names its product HLA class II histocompatibility antigen, DM beta chain-like. Lineage: Eukaryota; Metazoa; Chordata; Actinopteri; Clupeiformes; Engraulidae. The record is from RefSeq and is a predicted model, not a curated record. The transcript is spliced from 2 exons. Bases 1 to 375 code for a protein of 124 amino acids.